Molecule: messenger RNA, 3159 nt
Organism: Megalopta genalis
Lineage: Eukaryota; Metazoa; Arthropoda; Insecta; Hymenoptera; Halictidae
Source: RefSeq, a predicted model, not a curated record
AGAAUGUAAAGAAGUCGACGAGCCGAGAGAGGGAAACCGCUUUGCCAUCCAGUUACUCCAAGGCAAGCUAAAAGGAAUGUUGAGCGCUGUGCAUCGUGAAAUCGUCGAGUCCUGAGCAUCCCUAAUCAUCCGUCGCGGAACAACACUGUCAACGAAGCGUCAAUGAUUGAACGCUCAGAUCGAGCAACAUGCUGCUGAAAGAUUUCUUCAUCGUCGUAUCCUUGAUCUACGUUACCGAAUGCGCGGCCCAAGUUUACAAGAGCCACUCGGCCGAGACAGCAGCAGUCAUCAAGCCGGCGGCAGCGGCGGCGGCGGCUGUAAACAAUGAUUUUAUUACACAGACGGUAUACGGCUUCUUGGAUUUCACCACCACCAUCGGCAACACCGUGAUGGUGUUCAGUCCGCAGAGCGCGCCUCCGGCAGACGUCGAAAAGGGAAAGAAGAGCAGCGUCUCGAUUAUUCAGACGAAACCGAGCGAAACGUCGGAAAAAGCGGUUCUCAGUAUCCAGCCGAGCAAAACGCACAAAAGCAACGCCGAGCAGGAAACGAAGAAGCAGACGAAAGGCACGAAGAUCGUCGUGAAUUCCGUGAUCGAGCAGAACGUGAUCAAUUCGGCGGAUGAGAAUAGAUUGAGGUCCCCGAAAAGCCAGGAACCGGCCACAAAGAGUCAGUCAACGACCGCCAGCGCGGCGGCGGCGGCGUCCUCGCAAGUGCACGCGAAGCCGAAGGACGAUGCACCGGCUGUGAAAAAUAACCUGGCCGAGCCCGAGUACGACUUCCUGUCGAAACAACCGGCGGAAGUGGUCGACGAGACCUACAAGUUGAUUAAUUUGAGGCCCUCUUCGAAGGCCCACGCAAAACCCAGGCCCACAGGCAGACGGGAGAAGGAGAAUCCCACGGGGCUGGUCACCAAGCUCGGCGGCACGAUCGUCAAGGAUGGCCUAACUACCGUCCACGAGACCAGCGUGAUCGGCACCUACAUAAACGGGAAGUAUGCCCAGGUGCUCCAGAGCUCCUCGAGGAUUCUGCAGGGCACGCCGCCGAUCCCCGAAGGUAAAAUACGGCCGUCCAGCACCCAGAGGAUCUUGAAGACCAUCGGGCCCCAGCAGGGGAAGCUGAAGCCGCAGUUGGAGCCAACGCCGACGAACCAACAGGAGGAGUCGUCGCUGCCGUUGGAGGUUUUGUUCAGCGCUCCUGCUGGCUCCACGGUCCGAGGUACACGUAAAAACGCGGCCCCGAACACGGCGCGGCCGAAGUUCCGCAACAAGAUCAACGAGGACUACGACAGCGGCGAGGUUCAGCAAACGAAACCGCCGAAGAACAGGAGCAGCACAACGCCGAGACCCGGCUACAAGAACCGGGUUCCGCCCACGACGACGACCGAGUCGCCGGUGCCGCGUAGGCGUACCGGCUUCCGGCCGAGCAACCAGCCGAGCCUGCCGUCGAAGCAGGCCCCUAAAUCGAAGGUGGAGCAGCAGCCGAUCAGCCCGAACUCCCCGCCGAAAUUGAAGCUCCCUAGGACACAGGGCCGCUGGUCCUACAAGACGACGCCGAAGCCUCGAGUGAUCAUCCGGAAGCAGAUCGACGACGACGAAGCGCGCUCGACGGCUGAGACGAGCACCACGGAGGGUCCUUUGAGCCUGGACGACAAGACCACCGCGGCCUCCGUGUUGAUCUCGACGACCACGACGGCCUCGUCGACGACGGGCCAGCAGGUAGUCGCUCAAAGGAAGAUCCAGGAGAUGGCGAGCGACGAGGAGCUGGACCCGAGCGAGAGCGAGGACGUGGCCAGCAUCAGCAUCCAGGAGCAGCACGCGGAACAGGUGCUUCCGGUCGAGACGAUCAACGUCGAGAUCUCCACGGCCGCUGACAUCAACAACGCGUACUUCGAGAUCGCCACCAUCAAGUCGCCGUACACGUUCCAGGCGGGAACCGUGAGGAAUACGCGCUACAUAACGGUCACGUCGACCCAGAAGAAGUCGUUCUCGACUCCAGAGCCCACCCCGACGAUCGCGGCCACGGAGCCCCUCACCGAAAACCUGCUGGCCAACACGGCGGCGGCUUACGAAACGACUUUGCCCCUCGACUCGGCAGUGGCGACCCUCCCGGCCGUGUCUCUGGAGUCUGGCCAAGCUACCCCGCCCUUGGAGACCCUUACGGAGACGUUCUCCACCACGCAGACCCUCCUGAAGACCCACCUGCUGCCGGUGAUAUACGGCAACAGCACGACCAAGCUAACUCUGGUGCAAACUUACAACAUCGCCCGGGUGGUCACCGCCACGAAGACGCUGCCGCCGAUGGACAUCUAUCAGUUCAUCCCUAGCAAGGCUCUCAACGAGUUCAACUCGAGGCUCGAAGGGGCUGGCAGCGAGCUGCACUUGGAGCUGGACGUCGGCGACGGCGACAGGGACGACGACGACAUUCCGAAGAGGGUGCUGGCGCCCAACGGCGUCGCGGACUCGGAUCUGGAGCCGUUCAAGUCGCUGUCCUCCUCCAAGGUGAGGCCGGAGGCCACCAGCAGCUCCGUAGAGCCGCAGCUGACCCCCGACCAGCUGGCCCUGCUGAAGUACUUCGGGCAACAACAGCAGCCGCAGCAGCAGGUGAUCACCACGUCGCGGCCGGUGGUCGUUCUGGAGACCGUCUACGAGUCCCACGUGAUCCCGGUGGUGAACAACGGGAACACGCUGUACUCGACGCUGUCAAGGCCAGUCGGCACCGUGCCAAGGACGUCCUAUGAAUACGGAACGUCCACCGUGGCGCCUGUUCUGCCGCCGCAAUUGCCGCCGCAGCUGCCACCGCAGCUGCCGCCGCAGCUGCCGCUGUUCCCGCAGCAGCCGCAGUUCACCAUCACCAGCGCACCCCUGGUCACCCAGACCCUGGCCACCGUUUCCGAGUCGAAGGUGCUGAAGCUGACCUUCGGGGCCAAGACCGCGUACACCACCCUGUUCUCCAGUCGCGUGGUGCCCACCGAGGUCACCACUUACGUCACCACCACCCUGCCAGUGCAGCCCACCGUACCCGCUUUCCCCGGGUACUAUCAUCCGCCGCCAGUCGCCUAUCCGCCUUUUCCAUUCGUAGGGUAAGGGGCUAGGUUCUGUACGAUGUAUUAUACUCUUCGUGGUACGGUCGAUGUUAUACCAAAAUUGACGGCGGUGACGG